CACUUUUUGCUGGCGCCAACAAUUUGCAUAAUUAAAGCGUCGUUCAGAUAGUGAAAAGCAGAUAACGCGAGCUACAGAGCAGCAUGCUUUAAGUGGCCAGCCGAGAUAGAUUUUAGCAAUGCAGGAGACAAACAUGGCCCAGAGACAGCUGGACGAGAGCGUUUCGCUGAAUGAGACGCUGCUCAAGGACUUGGAGAUAACGCGUGGCGACAUUCAGGAUUUCGUAAAGCUGCUCUUCGACUUCCAGAAGAAGAAUCAAACGCAACAGGACGAAUGCCAAGGCUACUGUCAGGGCGAAAUCUACACCUGGCUGCGUGCGUACAAUGGCAUCCACGGCUACGUCUCGCUAUUGAUUUGCAUAUUCGGGACAAUAGCCAACAUACUAAACAUAAUGGUGUUGACCAGAAAGGAAAUGGCCAAGGCGCCCAUUAACAACAUAUUGAAAUGGCUGGCAGUUGCUGAUAUGUUUGUGAUGCUCGAGUACAUACCCUAUACGACAUAUCAAUACAUCUAUAUGAAGCCAGGCGAGAAGGAUUUGAGCUACGCAUGGGCUGUUUAUUUGCUGGUCCACAUGCACUUCACACAGAUUCUGCACACGAUUUCGAUUGGCUUGACUGUUACCCUGGCUGUUUGGCGCUACGUGGCCAUCAGCAAACUAUUUCCAUCUCUAAUCCACAGACAUCCGAAUGGCAGCUGCGCCAAUUUUCUGCUCGCACAUUCCAGGGAGGCGAUUCUCUUCCCCUUCAUCGUCUCGCCCAUUCUCUGUUUGCCCACGUACUUUGUGUUCAAGGUGCGCGAGACACACGAGAUGGACACCAAAGAGCACGAGGCCAUGUAUCAUGUGUACUUCGACACGGACUCUAUGCUAUUUAGAUUCAACUUUUGGAUACAUUCCGUGAUAAUUAAGCUGCUUCCCUGCUUCAUUCUAACCGUUAUCAGUCUGGUUCUGAUGCACGUUCUGUGCGAAGCUUCGCGAAGGCGUCUCAAGCUGAAGGACUACGACAAUCCCACCAAAUACGCCAUUCAGCUAAAUCUCAAUGAAUCAAAGUCUAGGCGACCUCCGCGCUGUGAUCGCCGCAAUGAUCGAACCACUCUCCUCCUGGUGGCUGUGCUGAUACUCUUCCUGGUCACGGAGUUUCCGCAGGGUCUGCUGGGCCUGUUGUCUGGCGUGCUGGAGAAGUGUUUCUUCGCCCAUUGCUAUCCGCCCUUCGGGGAGCUGAUGGACCUGCUGGCACUCAUCAAUGCGGCUGUGGGCUUCGUGCUCUACGGACUCAUGUCCAAACAGUUUCGCACCACGUUCCGGUCUCUGUUCUUCAAGCGUCACUUCGGCAGCAGCGAGAUGACGCGCCUCACUCGAGUGACCACCACCUGUGUCUAGAAGCGGCUGAACAGACGCUGGUCGAGAAGUAGUUAGACAUAGAUGAUGACAGAUGUUUCGCUUGAGAUU
Molecule: messenger RNA, 1447 nt
Organism: Drosophila arizonae
Lineage: Eukaryota; Metazoa; Arthropoda; Insecta; Diptera; Drosophilidae
Product: G protein-coupled receptor dmsr-1
Biological process (GO): G protein-coupled receptor signaling pathway
Cellular component (GO): plasma membrane
Molecular function (GO): G protein-coupled peptide receptor activity
Source: RefSeq, a predicted model, not a curated record